AUGGAUUCUCCUUCGCCGCAACUCGAACCCACACCGGUCCAGCCCUCCACCGAUCCACUAACCCACCAAUUCACCACACUCAACGACCUAGCCCACGAACUAACCUCUCUCCAAGACCUAGCCAACCGCGGCUCCUGGCGAUCAAUCCUCGACAAAGUCAACCGAGCCCGAUCCCUCUCUCUCUUAUCAACCCCGCACGAUCACCUCACUUACCUCGCUUACAUCGUUCUCUCUCUUACUAAACUACGCCGUUUCCAGGAAGCCCAAACCGAACUCGAUUCCGUCGACGAUUUUAACAGUCAUCAUUACCGUUACGAAACUUACCCUAAAAUUUAUCCUAACCGCUCCGGUUCGAUGGUCCCUUUCUCUCUCCGGUGGCUGCAUGCGCUGCUCCCGAUUAAAUUAGGUAACCGUCAAGAAGGUUUAGAUCGGUUUUAUUUGUUACUUGAUUUUGUACGUGGAAAAUUGAAUAAGAAUGGAACCGACGUGUCGGUCAAAGUUUGGAGGAAGAGAGAGGUUUUUGUUGUUAAUAAUAUAAUUAAUCAUCAUUUGAGUAAUAAGGAGUUUAGUGUUUGUUUAGACUUGAUUAAUGGUUUAAUCUCUGGCGGGAAUUUAGAUCCGGUUAUGUUGUCGAAAUUAGGGCAUGUGCAGAUGCAAAUUGGGGAUUUGGAAGGGGCAAAUGUGUCAUUUAGUAAGGUAGAGAAAUUGAUUAGUGAGAGUGGAGAGAGUGACAUUGGGUUAAGGAAUUUGGUUAGUAGGAAUAAGGCAUUGGUGUAUUUGGUGGCGAAGGAUUAUUUGUCAGCUGUGAGGGAAUAUGAUGAUUGUGUUGAGAGGGAUGGAAUGGAUGUUGUAGCGAUUAAUAAUAAGGCCAUUUGUUUGAUGUACUUGAGGGAUUUGUCGGAUUCAAUUAAGGUUUUGGAGAGUUCGCUCGAGAGAGUGCCGACUGUUGCAUUGAAUGAGACGCUUGUUGUUAAUUUGUGUAGUAUGUAUGAGUUGGCUUAUGUUAAUCAUUCGGAUACUAAGCGGACGCUUAGUAAUUGGAUUGCUCGUGUCGCUCCAGAUGAUUUUGAUUCUUCUUGUACCAGGGUUUGA
Molecule: messenger RNA, 1092 nt
Organism: Dovyalis caffra
Lineage: Eukaryota; Viridiplantae; Streptophyta; Magnoliopsida; Malpighiales; Salicaceae
Source: the annotation of a GenBank genome assembly